Eimeria tenella is the source of this 3942-nucleotide messenger RNA. RefSeq lists its product as uncharacterized. NCBI's taxonomy places the organism in Eukaryota, Apicomplexa, Conoidasida, Eucoccidiorida, Eimeriidae. The transcript has 7 exons. The coding region runs from base 1 to 3942 and encodes 1313 amino acids. The record is from RefSeq and is a predicted model, not a curated record.
AUGGCCUCUCUCCCGGCUGAUACCGCGGCUGGAUCGACCUUUUUUGAGGGCAGCCAUGAAGAGGACGAAGAGAACAAAGCCCCCGAACCAAACCGCAGCAGCGAUGCAGAUGACCCUGGCAUCCUGAAAGCACCCCCGGAGCACCUGAGGUUCACCUCCUCGUCAACUCAAAAGGCAUGCAUGGUUUCCGAGUCCUUUGUUUCUCGUUCGGCAGAUGAGGGCUCUUCUGUUUGUCUAGCCCUGCGUCCGGUGCACCCUGACCGAAAUGGUGGAGGCCGGUGUCCAUAUACGGCUGCUCCAAUGCCUUCACCUCGCCGCGAAGGGAGCCCUCUUGGAGAUUUACGCAUUCGAGCUGUUUCAAAGGUUUUUUUGCGUCUUGAAGAGGCCCCCAGGGCAGUCCGCGACCUCUGGAAAAUUUCUUUCGAAGGCAAACAACUGCGCAGGAGGAAGCUUUUAUUUCAGAUAGACCUCAACGAGGUCUGCAGCUGGAUAUCAGUCCGGUUGGAGACCGAUUUACUACCCCCUUGUGGGGCCUUGGCGGAUUCCUCGGCCUACGCUGAUGCAACUGCAGUGUACGGACAGCUGGUGCCGCAGCUGCUCUGGGCCGCUGCAGUGGCAAUGUCUGCAUUGAUCUCUUUGACGCUUCAGGAAGCAACAGCUCUAUGGGCGCGCCUGCAGCUUCUUGCAUUAGAUGCCACAAGCAUUAGCGCCGUUGCAGCAGCAGACAACCUCAAGUCGGGGAAUGCCAGUGCGAUCAGACGCCAGGAAGGAUUUUCUGGUCUGUGCGGCCGCUCCCGAGUCUUUGGCCGCCGCAAGCGCCGUAGAUCACAGCACCAGCAACAACAGCAGCAAGGCCACGAUGACCAGCAGUUUGCUGGGGACACUUCACUACAGCUAGCAGAUGUUGCAGAAAGCGGUGCGGAACCAGAAUUUUUGCUGCAGCGUAUCAGCAACGCUCGCAAAGAGCCCAGGGAGGUAAAAGGGCCAGCUGCGCUUACCAGGUAUGCCAGUGAUUCGUUGCUUUUGCAAAAUUACCCCUAUAGCAGCAUUAACGGCACUACAAACAGCAGUAGCAGCACCGGUGUAGUAUCUGAAUGUGUGGUGCCUGUCCCACCUUUUAGGUACCUUGGCUCAUUUGACAAACUUCAGAGUGCUACACUUUUGAGUCCUUCGGCUGCUUCUUCUCCAUUCGCAGCCCUGCGUCAAGAUUUAAUGCAGCUCGGGGCCUUGAGGUCACCUGGAGGAGGUGGAGUUCCCCUUAGAGGGGCUUCUUCUACUGGCUCCAGCACUACAAGCCUUGGUGCUUUCGCCCCUCAUCAUCUUGCGGCCGCUGCUGUGUCAGUUGCAGAAUCGCCCUCCAGCAAAUCUAAGCAAGCAGGGACCAGCCGUCCUGAGCACUGGGCGCUGAUGUCGUGGCAGUCCGCAGCAGCGGCAGCAGCUGCUGCUGCUGCUGCAGUAGUGCAGCAAGGCUUAUCCCGGCGUAGCUCCUUCAGCUCGGUAGCAAGCGACCUGCUGCCCCCGUCCAGCUAUCAGCAGCAGCAACAUCAUGGUUUGCUUGCGCAAGAGCCGUUGAGCUUGGAAGUUGCCGUGGGUGCCGCUGUAGAUCCGAGAGUUGCUUCUCCCUUCAGACUGCAGCAGCAUCAGCAGCGCUCGCUUUUGCCAUCCGAGCCAUCAUCCAUAGACAGCGAGAACAGCAAACGAACAAGGGAUUCGAUGCCAGCUAUCAGGACGCCUGAUGGCUGGGCCGCGGACCCGUCGCUGCUAGAGCAGCAAGAUGGGGACCUUGGGGGCUGGCACUUUCCAGAAGAAGACUCUGGGUGGGCCCAAGGCAAGGGUGCUGAGGCAACAGCAGCAGAAACACCCCAGACACCAGUAUCAGACACUGGCGAAGUGCAAUUGGCCCUGGCAGUCCCUGGAGAUCUGCGGCUGCAGGAGCUCGUGCAGCGGGUUUGGGCGACGGAUCGACCAAAACGGAGGCCGGGAUCGCACCAAAAGGUUCAGCUAGACAAGAUAAUUUCGCGUUCUGCUUUGAACGAAGAAGCAGCAGCGGCAGCGAAGGCAGAAAAGAACAGGAACAGCGCUCCAGGCACGGGUGUGGUGCCGGAGGAACCACUAUCGGCCUCGAUGCGUUUGCUCCAAGAGGGCACGGAGGACAGCGAAGCUCUCAAAAGAAAUUUUCGGUGUUACUCGGGGAUGCUAAAGAGACAACUGUGCCUACGUGCCCUUCUGCGGCAGCAUCAAGAGCAGCAUCUGCUUUCGUUGCAGAAACUGCCUCGCAAACGGCUCGACAGUGGACAAGGCCCGACAGCUGGAACGGGGGGAAUGACUCUGGCGUUGCUAUUGUCAGGCGCUCAUUGCCGACCUCUACUGCCCUCCGCAGCGGAAGCAGCAUCAGCGGCACUGCGUGGUUGCUCUCUAGGAGGUCCCGUGAAGACCUUGCAACAGCAAAAACAAUGCGAGUUGCAGAAGCACACUGCUACUGAAAGUGUGCAGGCGCUCACAGCGCGCUGUGCGGUGGGUAGGCCUUGGUUCCGGGAGACUCCAAAUGGUGUUGAUAAUUCUCUGGAAGCCACACGGGAAGCUUCAGACGCAGCAGCAGACGCAGCAAGGACAACAGCAGACGCAGCAGCAGCAGCAGCUGCAGCUGUUGCUCGUCGACGGAGAUCGUCCUGGCUCGACAGAGAAAACGUCCUUAGAGGCUUCGAAAGUCCGCUGCCCCCAGCAGAGUUUAGCGAAGGCAAUGAGCCUGAGCCCUGGGUAGACACCAACUGGGAGGAUGCCGCAGAUGAAUACCAUCAGCAGGCGCAGGUGCACCACCAGAAACAGCAGGAACAACAUAAACAAGGACGUGCGAAAGAGUCUUUGGGCAUCUUUGCUGAAGAGCCACGACGACAGCAACAAGACCCCCAUGUAAACGAAACAUCACUUAGCCCCAUUCACGGAAACUCUCAAGGCCUCUAUAGGAAGAAAGACGGAGCCAUUAUAACUUUGUGGCCUUCUGCUGCUGAUCUGUUCGAGUUGGUGGAGCGUCACUAUGUGCCGGGCGCUGCUGGCUUUGCGUCACAUCCCUACAACACUCCACCUCCACCGUCCGCUGCUCCUUCUCCAGCUAGUUUGUCAACUCUGUUGAAUGGCCGUAGCCGCCGCACUGCAGCGAGAGCCUUUCGGGACGCAUUGACACUCCACUCAUAUGGCCUGUGCUUUCUUAAGCAAGAUAUGCCUGAGCCGUCAGAAAAGGACGCUUUAGGGUAUCCGCCUCUGCUCAUAUUUUCACAGGAUGCUGCAGAGGCGAGGGAGCUUCUCGGUAGUACUGCAAAGCGCGCAGCUGCAACAGCAGCUGCGACUUCUUACUCAGCUGACGCAGCGCAAUCACCAGCACCAACGGCAGCCGCAGCAGCAAAUGCUGGUGCUGAUGCAGUGACCGCUUUGCCGAAAGGGACUUCUGUCGAGCCCUGUGCUUUCCCUCUAGUUAACGAAGGGACUGCAGGUGGUAUCCCUAGUGUCGCGACAAAAGUCACAGCAAGACCCCAGGCAGCUGCAGUUGCUGCCCUGGCAGCAGAUGCUGCAGCAGCAGAAGCAGCAGAUACGGGAAUGGCCCCCAUCAGCGAUGAACAGCUGGAGCAGGCUGUACAGUGGCUUGUGACUGGGCUGUUGGACCGGCUCCAGGAGCAGUCGCGACUGCAUGCCCAUGAAUUGGUCCACUGGUUUGUUCACGAAUUGCUGCCUUCCAGUGAUUUUGCACACGUCGCAACCCCUGCAGCAUGGGAGGCGAAGGCGGUAUACGCAAUUUGCACCCUAAUAGACGAGGGUGUCUUUGUAGCUUCUGCUGCUGCUCUUGAUGAGGCUCCUGUAAGGAUGAAGAUCACAGACAGGGUUUUUGGGGGAAAUGCCACGGGACUAGAGUGUCCAUUCUGGUUAGAAGGUGUCGCCGACGUCGACUAG